AUGAAGAAGACACACGUUGAACCGUCUACUACGGCGGAGAUAUCCAAUCUUAAAGAUAUGGUUGCUAGCGACAUGGCAGACGGAAAGAAGGACAUUGAUCUAGGUCAGAUCCUGGAGGUUCAAACUUCACCGCAAUUGGAGCGGAGGGUUUUAUUGAAGAUUGAUUACAUUAUGAUGCCUCUCAUGGGAUUUUGUUAUAUGUUACAGUAUAUGGACAAGCUCGCAUUGAGUCAAGCUACUCUGUUCAACGUUCGGAAAGACUUGCACCUUCACGGUAUGGAAUAUUCUUGGACAUCAGCCAUUUUCUACUUCGGCUACCUCGUCUGGAGCUGGCCAACGUCUUACCUCAUUGUCCGAUUGCCAUUGGGGAGAUACCUGGCCUGCUCAGUGUUCGUAUGGGGCGGCGUACUCAUGUGUCAUGCAGCAUGCAAGAAUUUCGGCGGCUUGAUGGCUGCCAGAUUCUUCCUCGGAGUCGGCGAAGCUGCCAUAGCUCCAGGGUUUGCGUUGCUUACCGGAAUGUUUUAUAAAAGGGAGGAACAGCCACUACGGCAAGCAGCUUGGUUUAUCGGAAACUGUAUCGCAAACUCGAUCGGGGGUCUUGUCGCCUACGGUAUUGGCCACAUCCAUUCGUCCAGUCUGGUCUCCUGGCAAUUCAUCUUUUUGAUUCUUGGAGCUGUAACUUCAGGAUACGCGAUUAUUCUUUAUCUGCUGUUACCUGAUUCCCCCGCCAAUGCUAUAUUUCUGAAGAAGCAUGAACGUGCUAUCGCGAUUCAACGGACAUUGGAGAACAAGACUGGAAUAUUGGACGUGGGAAAGUUCAAGAUGAACCAAGUAUUGUUUGCUCUAAAGGACCCCCAGGCAUGGCUACUAGUGUCUUACACCUUCUGUGUGAAUUUGUCUAAUGGAGGAAUUACAACUUUUUCCGCCAUCAUUGCCCAAGGAUUCGGCUUCUCCACCUUCAAAGUGCUUUUGAUAUCCAUGCCCUCCGGUGCCGCACAACUUAUCUUCCUCCUCCUAACCUCUACCAUUGCAACUUUUGUACGCUCCACACGGAUUAUUAUGAUGAUCGCAAACUGCCUUGUUGCUCUAAUCGGAUUUCUGCUUGUUUACCGUCUCGACCCAGACGCUCGAGUAGCCAAAAUGACUGGACUUUGUCUCGGUGCAGUCUUUGCAGCUAAUAUCCCCCUAUCCCUCAGUCUGAUCACUUCAAAUGUCGCCGGUAUGACGAAGAAAAGUACUGUUAGUGCGAUGUUGUUCAUUGCAUACUGUGUGGGAAAUAUUGUUGGACCGCAGUUUUAUUUGGCGUCUGAGGAGCCUACUUAUGAUACUGGCAUGCGAUCUGCUAUUGCUGGUAUAUGCCUCGGCAUCCUUUCCCUCGUAGGACUGUACGUCUACUACUCCUGGGAAAAUCGUCGGAGGGACAGAGUGUACGGAUCGCCGGAGACAUUGACGGAGCAUUUGCAAUCGGAAUUACUCAAUGUGACUGUGACUGAUCAGGAGAAUGAAAGUUUCAGAUAUGUCUUGUAA
Molecule: messenger RNA, 1527 nt
Organism: Talaromyces stipitatus ATCC 10500
Lineage: Eukaryota; Fungi; Ascomycota; Eurotiomycetes; Eurotiales; Trichocomaceae
Product: allantoate permease, putative
Exons: 7
Coding region: 1-1527 (508 amino acids)
Biological process (GO): dipeptide transport; transmembrane transport; tripeptide transport
Cellular component (GO): plasma membrane
Molecular function (GO): dipeptide transmembrane transporter activity; allantoate transmembrane transporter activity
Source: RefSeq, a predicted model, not a curated record